GGUUCCCCGGUAUGUGGUGUCUUGGAAGCUAGAAGCCACCCUCGCACCCAUCGCCAGCUCAGCCUCUCGUUCGACAGCACUAUGACACUCACCUUGAACAGCCCGCUUCAUGUUCUCCAAGACUCUGGCCGGCCGGCAGGGAGCACGGACUACACCACCGUUGUCAUAUUGCAUGGCUUCACAUGGCACAGUGGUAUCUUCACAAAGCUCCUACCGUUGGCGCACCCGCACAACGUGCGCAUAGUGCUCGUGAAUCGUCGCGACUACCUCGGCAGCAAGCCGUAUAUCGAGGAAGACCGCGCACUCCUCCCCGAGCUCUCACCGGAGGAAUGGGCAGACGCCGCCCAGGUGGUUGUGGCCGGUGAGAAGAUGAAGGCGUUCAUGAGGGAGCGCGCGCGCGAGGUACACGACCUGCUGGUUGAGCUCGUGCGGGGCGGCAAUGUGGUGGUGGCGGACCGGUCGAAGAACACGGGCGGGAUCGUUGUCGCGGGGUGGUCGCUCGGCGGUAGCUGGAUGACGGCAUUCCUCGCGCACGUCACUUCUUUCCCCGCGGACGAGGUCAGGCUGAGUGACUAUAUGCGACGCGUCGUCAUCUUCGAUUCACCUUUCCUAGCACUCGGCUAUCCGCCCCGCGAGCCAGCGCUGUACAGUCCGUUACUCGACCCCAAGAUCGCGCCAGAGGACCGGCAGCCGCUCUUCAUGAAGUGGGUGAGCGGGUACUUUCCCCACGGCGGCACGCCCGACACGCUCGAGGGGAAGACCCCACUCGAGAACCCUCCGCCUACGAUAUCGACGCUCACCCUAGAGGAGAUUGCGUCGAUGACGUGCCCUUCCGUCGGUGCGCCGGGGGGCUCGGAUGAGAUCCUGGUGCAUUCGGGUGUGAAGCUUGGGUUGUUUGCGUAUCUGCGCAAAUGCGCACUGUACCUCCCGGAAGGCGGGGGAGGCGCGUGGCGCGACGUGGAGGUGCGAUGCGUGACUGGCGAAUGGAGUAUAUCUGGGGUCCUAUGGGCGACGAUGCUGCUGAAGCGGGAGGUGGAAGACGCGAAAGCGAAGGGCAUACCGAUACGGGACGUACGGUUUGUGCUCAUUCGGCGCGCGAACCACUUCGUGCGUAUACUCCUGGGCUGUUGGUGCGAUUGGUGGGGGUUGACAUGACUCCUCUAGGUUCAAUGGGAUGCACCCGAGCUCGCGCUGCGCUCAUUGAUUGGGAACGAGGACAUGGUCGAGUAACGGGCAUUGGCCAUGAUAAGGGGAAUAGUCUCAAUAUACGAUACCUAUAUGCCUAUGUGCAGUGGCCGCGAUGAUCAUCCACGAGAGGUCUUAUUCAAGUU
This is a messenger RNA of Trametes versicolor FP-101664 SS1, 1331 nucleotides long. RefSeq lists its product as uncharacterized. The coding region runs from base 82 to 1155 and encodes 357 amino acids. The record is from RefSeq and is a predicted model, not a curated record. The transcript has 3 exons. NCBI's taxonomy places the organism in Eukaryota, Fungi, Basidiomycota, Agaricomycetes, Polyporales, Polyporaceae.